AUAUCGGGAGAUUGGGGCAUUUAUGGGUCACUUCCUUUUGAUUUUGGGUCACUUCCUGUUAGUUCCCGGGCAUUUCCAGGUCACUUCCAGUUAAUGGGUCACUUCCUGUUGAUUUUUUUGUGUUUCCAAGUCACUUCCUAUACAUUUUGGGUCACUUCUUGUUCAUUUUGGGGCAUUUCCAGGUCACUUUCUGUUGAUUUUCGGGUAUUUCCAAGUCAAUUCCUUUACAUUUUUGGGUCACUCCCUGUUAAUUUCAGGGCAUUUCCAAGUCACUUGUUGAUAUUGUGUCACUUCCUGUACAUUUUCGGGCAUUUACAGGUGGGUUUUUUUUUAACAAACUUCCUGUUCAGGUCCAUUUCAUGGCAUUUCCAAGCCACUUCCUGUUGGUUUUGAGUCCUUUCCUGUUGCUUUCAGGUUGCUUCCUGUUCAUUUUUGGCCAUUUAUAGGUCUUUUUUUUUAUUUGAAGUCAGUUCCUGUUUAUUUGAAAGCAUUUCCAGGUCACUUCCUGCUGACUUUAGAGCCAUUACAGGUCACUUUUUGAUUUGAGUUUGCGACCUGUUGAUUUUGGGGCAUUCUAUUUCCUGCUCACUUCCUACUAAUAUCAUGUCACUUCCUGUUAAUUUCUAGGCAUUCACAGGUCACUCCCCGUUGAUAUCAGGUCACUACCUGUUAAUUUUGGCUCAUUUAGAGGUCACUUCCUGUUAAUUUUGGAGCAUUUCCCAGUUAAGUACGAAUGAUAUCGGGUCAUAAUCAACAGGAAGUGAUCAAUACUAGACAGGAAGUUACCCGUGAUAAAAAAUAAACUAUUGACAUAGAUUUGAUAUUGACCUUUUUAUUUGGCACCCAUAGACUACGGAAAACCGUAGAUAUGAUCCUUUACCUUUGGUGGUAGAAAAUAGGUUUAUCCACUAGAUGGCACUCAUGCUCAUGGGACGGGGAACAUUUCUGUUUUUCCAGUGGGAAUUCGAUGAUUUUGGUGUAUUUUUUUGGCCUAAUAUGGUUACGUAGUGGCUUACUGUAUAAAAAGAAUAACACUUUAUAUCGAUGACCUUGUGCAAAGAAAAAAUAUUUAGCAUUAUUUAAAUAUAAUAUAUAUAAAUGUGUGUGUAUAUAAAAACAUAAUCGGUUGCUCAGUAGUAUUUUCACCCAAUACUUUUUAACUUGUACUUGAGUGAAUUUUUGGAUGACAACUUUAGAUUUGAGUUCAGUAAUAUAAUUUGGAAGUAACGCUACUCUUACUUGAGUACACCUUUUGCCUACUCUGCAUAUAGUUAAGCUAAAUUGGUGGAGUGAAUUGUUAGUAUUUUCCCCUGAGAUGAUGAACAACCCUGCUAAAGAAAGUGUAUAUAUAGAUAUGAUAUCGCUCCGCCUCCCCCGAUGAAUUCCUCCUCUUUUCAUUGGCUGCCGGACGCGUCACUCUUGCUGUUCCGAGGCGGCAGGGUAGGUUGCUCUGCACCUUUCGGAUGCUCAAUUGAUGGGCGUCCGUCCGUUGCUCUGCGCUCCGCAAAGCAAGGCAAGGCAAAGCAAACAAAAGCACGCACUGUCAUCGAACCGAGCCGAGACCGCCGAACUCGGCCGUUUAUUUGGAGCAGAAGAUCGCUGGCGUCGGUGAAUGCACCUGCGGCGGGCGAUAGGCACAGUAUGCGGCCACCGUCUCGGUGGAUUUGAAAACGGACGAGGCGAUGGCGACCGCCCGGCGCCGAGCGUCGAGCUCCGACCCGGUCGCGACGGGAGGGUGACGGCCGAGGCGAGCCGAGCCGAGCGGGAGAUGGAGCCGUGACAUAUUGACGCGUCGCCUCCUUCUUUCCUUUCCUCCGUCGCCUCCGCCCAGAUGAUCCCGGUCUAAUCGAGAGUGGCUGUAUCGGCUAUUAUCUGUUUUAUUUUAUUUAUUUUUUUUGACGAGCUUUCCUCCCGCGGCGCGGCUCCGGAUCCGUCGUGACGCCACCCGCGGGCCGGACCAUGUUGGAGUCAGGAUGCCGCGCUUGCCCGUGAAGAAGAUCCGGAAGCAGUUCAAACUGCUGCUGCUCCUGGUGCUGCUCACCUCCGCCGUCUGGUUCACUUACCUGCACAUCCACCUGGGCAAGACCAUCAAGCUCCACUUUAACUACGGAAAAGAUGGCGAGAAAGAGACGGAUACGGAACGCCAGCGGGACACCCGUUCCUCUGCCGCCACCGGCCAUCGCCAGAACCGGGACGCCGGCGACAGCGGAGAGGACGACGUGGCGGACGAGCAGCCAAUGACGGCGGCCGACGGCCGAAGCCGCUCCCGCCUCCGCAAGUUUCUUACGGAGCGACACCAGAAAUUACCGUGGAAACCAGAGUUCAAGGGCCAAGUCAACCUUCACGUGUUUGAGGACUGGUGCGGCUCCAGCGUAGCCCAGCUCAGAAAGAACCUCCACUUUCCUCUCUACCCUCAUACGAGAACCACCCUGAAGAAGCUGGCCGUGGCUCCCAAGUGGAAGAAUUACGGCCUGAGAAUCUUUGGAUUCCUCCACCCUUACCGCGACGGCGAUUUCCAGUUCUCGGUGUCAUCUGACGAUAAUUCCGAGUUCUGGCUCAGUCCCGACGAAAGUCCUCUCAACGCCAGACUGCUGGUCUUUGUCGGACAGUUGGGCACCGAGUGGAGCGCUCCGGGCGAGUUCAACAAGUUCAGGUCCCAGUCCUCCAAGUCGGUCCACUUGAUGUCCUCCCGACGUUACUACUUUGAGCUUCUGCACAAGCAGGACGACAAGGGCUCGGAUCACGUGGAAGUCGGGUGGCGACCGUUCCUCCCCGGUUUGAAAUACGAAGUGAUCGACUCGGCCUACAUUUCGUUGUACACUGACGAAUCCAGCUUGAAGAUGAACAGCGUGGCUCACAUUCCUCAGACCUCGGCCAGCCACGUCGGCCCGCCGGGGGCGGAGGAAAGCGGGGCCCCGCGCCACGGGGCCGAUAUGCUCAAGCCGGACCCCAGGGACACCUUCUAUAGCACUCCCAUGAUCUCACCCUCCCGUCUGGCAAAUGUUCUGCCGGCUUGUCUAUACUCUCCCACCUACGUGGUGAAAGAUUUCCCCAUGGCCAGAUAUCAGGGCCUGCAGUUUGUUUACCUGCCGUUCGUCUACCCCAACGACUUCACCCGGCUGACGCACAUGGAGCGAGAGAACAAGUGUUUCUACAGGGAGUCCCCCAUCUACUUAGAGAAGUUUGGUUUCUACAAGUAUAUGAAGAUGGAUGACGAGGAGGAAGACGACAGACCCUUUUUCUUUCCCAACCCUGACGAUUUCCAGGAGGAAGAUGAAACUGAGGCGGACGAAGAGCAGGAACCGGUCGGCACGCACUCGCCCGAGGAGCUCCUCGACCUGGGUCGGGGGCCCUCCGGACCGGUGUCGUUGCCUGCCGGGGGAGAGGUCCGAGGGGAGGAUCCCAGGCACCGGGAAGAUGCCCCCUCGGAGAGCGAAAGCCGCGGAAAUCCUGGAAAAUCCAAAAGCGACUCGGAACGCCGCGCCUCUCCGGCGGCGCCUUUCCGGACAGAUGGCGCCGUCCCGGGUCGCUCAUUGUCCUGGAGCCACACGGGGCCCGCCGGGAAAUUAGGCGGCUCUCUUCUUUUUCCUAAAAUGCCCUCCGUUUCUUCUCUGGCCCGUCGGAUGCCGAACGAGAAGCGGGAGCCCAAAUUGGAAAACCGGAAAGAUCGGCCCGUGGGGAACAAAGUCUAUGUCACCAGGCCUCGCCCCGACAGGGCGCGCCAUCCGGAGAGGAGGCUUAGGGAGGAAGGUCCAUCUCGCCGCUCCAGAGAGAUUUUUCCCGGAGUCUUCUUCUACCAAAGCGGGAAGACCGCCAGACCGGCAGCCAAGAGUAGGCCGGGCCCUGUUCCGCCCGUAAAAGGGGCCGUGGGGUCGCCGGACAAUCGGAGCCUUGCCGAUGCAGGUGAAAUACGGACGAACAGAAGCCCCGGGACGGCCGCCCCCCGGAGGCCCGACUCCGCGGAACGGGUGCCCACCCCUUACCCGGGGACCGCCGAAACUCUGGAGUCGCGGCCGGACCCCGAGCCGGACGAGGGCGAGAUGUCGGACUACGGCUACGAGGAGACGGAGCCGCGGCCGGGGUGGGCCGAGGAGAAUGUGGACUGGCGCCGGACCUUCUCCGUCAACCCCGUGGACUUUGAGCUCCUGCGCUCCGACUGGAACGACCUGCGCUGCAACGUCUCCGGGAACCUUCAGCUGGCCGAGAGCGAGGUGGUGGACGUGCUGGCUCAGUACAUGGAGAAGCUCAACCGACGCAACGGCGGGAUUUACACCCUGCUGCGAAUCGUCAACGUGGAGAAGCGGCGAGACUCGGCCAGAGGGAACCGCUACCUAGUGGAACUGGAGCUGAUGGAGAGAGGCCGCAGCGUGGUGCGACUGUCAGAAUACAUCUACGUGCUACUCAGGCGGGGCGGGGCUGCGGACCCGAGCGCCCCGGCACCGGCCUCGGGCCCGCCCCUCGCCGGGCCCCCCUCGCCCACGGACCUCGGCGCCGCCUACGCCGAGCCGCUGCUCUGCCAGCCUGUCACGCUGCGCUGGAGGAACGACGUCAUGGUGCACUUUGUGGUGCCGGUAAAGAACCAAGCUCGCUGGGUGCAACAGUUCAUCUGGGACAUGGAACAUCUCCACCGUAAAACCGAGGACGACAAUUUCAGCGUUAUCAUCGUGGACUUUGAGAGCGAAGACAUGGAUGUGGAGCAGGCGCUUCGGGAAAGCGCUCUUCCUAGAUACGAGUACCUGAGGCGAGAAGGCAACUUUGAGCGCUCGGCCGGACUCCAGAUGGGCGUAGAUACCAUCGAGGAUAGCCACAGCGUGAUCUUCCUGUGCGACCUCCACAUUCAUUUCCCUCCCAACAUCUUGGAGAGCAUCCGCAAGCACUGCGUGGAAGGACGCUUGGCGUUCGCGCCCAUCGUCAUGAGACUCGGCUGCGGGAGUUCGCCGAAGGAGCCCGACGGUUUUUGGGAGGUCAACGGCUUCGGGCUUUUCGGAAUCUACAAGUCAGACUUUGAUCAGAUCGGCGGGAUGAACACUGAAGAAUUUAAAGACCGCUGGGGCGGAGAAGACUGGGAGCUCCUAGACAGGGUAUUGCAGAACGGUUUGGAAGUGGAGCGGCUCCGCCUGAGGAACUUUUUUCACUACUACCACUCCAAACGGGGCAUGUGGAAUGCCCAAAAGGGGAAAAGUAUCAAGGGAUGAUUCCUAAAGGCAACUUUUGAAGCCGCCAUCUUGUUACCCAAAAGGGAAGGCGCUAUCUUGUUGCCAAAAACGAGUGAACUUUUUUUUUUGACAAGCUGUUUUUUGGGUGGGGAUCUGGAAAAAUCUCCUCAUACUUAAUAUCAUCAACCCUGACGUACGUAGAUAUGUAUGUGGCAUUUUUUGUCUCGUGAAGUCAUCGGCCGCCGUUGACAGCAACAGUCGUCCGAUUCGCGGAUGUCGACAAGUGAUGGACUCGUUUCGAUUCACGGUUGUCGUCGACGUCGCUGAAAGAGUUAACUCGUUGGCUGGCGCUGGCGGGGAUUGAUGUUCAGUUUGUUGGACAUGGGAGGGAUGGCAGUGAUUGAAUGUAGGAAGAAGAUUAUGUCGGUAGUAACCGAAGUAGCUAAAACUGCGAAAAGGAAGGUAAAAAAGGAACUGUUUAUAGAUGGGUGGGUAUUAAUGGAUGGGUAGGUAGGUAGGUAGGUAGGUAGGUAGGUAGGUAGGUAGGUAGGUAGGUAGGUAGGUAGGUAGGUAGGUAGGUAGGCAGGUAGGUAGGUAGGUAGGUAGGUAGGUGUGUGGGCAGGUAGCUAGUUUGGGCCUAAAUUAGCGAAAACCUAAAGCAAACGAAAAGGUAGGUAAGUAGUAUAGGUAGACGGGUGCUUAUACAUGGGUGGGUAGGUCGGUAGGUAGGUAGAUAUUCGUUGGGUAAGUAGGUAGGUGGGUUUGUAGGUAACUAGUUUGAUACCAAAUUAGCUAAAACCUUGUAAAGGUAGGUAGGUGGUUACUGUAGGUAGGUAGCUAGUUAAGUACCAAAUUGGCUAAAACUGCGAAAAGUUGGUAGAAAAGGUAUUUGAUAGAUGGGUGGGUAUAUGUGGGUGGGUAGGUAGGUACAGUAUGUAUACAUUUAAGGUGGUUGGUAGGUGUGUGGGUAGGAAGACAGUUAGGAAGAGAAUUAGCUAAAACCUCAAAAAAGUAGGUAGGUGGUUACUGUAGGUAGGUGGGUGGGUAGUUGGUUAGGUACCAAGUUAGCUAAAUUGGCAAAAAGGUAGGUAAGUAGUAUAGGUAGAUGGGUGCUUAUACAUGGGUGGGU
This is a messenger RNA of Corythoichthys intestinalis (scribbled pipefish), 6285 nucleotides long. RefSeq names its product beta-1,4-N-acetyl-galactosaminyl transferase 4a (gene b4galnt4a). Gene Ontology annotation, molecular function: acetylgalactosaminyltransferase activity. NCBI's taxonomy places the organism in Eukaryota, Metazoa, Chordata, Actinopteri, Syngnathiformes, Syngnathidae. Gene Ontology annotation, cellular component: Golgi cisterna membrane. The record is from RefSeq and is a predicted model, not a curated record. The transcript is spliced from 21 exons. Bases 1974 to 5195 code for a protein of 1073 amino acids.